Musa acuminata AAA Group (dessert banana) is the source of this 2693-nucleotide messenger RNA. Its product is annotated as BEL1-like homeodomain protein 4. NCBI's taxonomy places the organism in Eukaryota, Viridiplantae, Streptophyta, Magnoliopsida, Zingiberales, Musaceae. Bases 365 to 2482 code for a protein of 705 amino acids. Gene Ontology annotation, molecular function: RNA polymerase II cis-regulatory region sequence-specific DNA binding; DNA-binding transcription factor activity, RNA polymerase II-specific. Gene Ontology annotation, biological process: regulation of transcription by RNA polymerase II. The transcript is spliced from 5 exons. The record is from RefSeq and is a predicted model, not a curated record.
CUUAGAGUGGUAGUCAAAUUGGAGAGAAAAGAAAUAUAGAAAUGUAAGCAGCUGUCAAAGGGGAGAAGAGGAGGAAUAGCGACCUGUUCUUUUUUGUCUUUCUACGAUCCGCCUCCGUCCCUUCUUUCUUCCCUUUGGUUUCGGAAGGCGAUUGUAGGAGGAGGAGAGUAGAGGAAGAAAAAGAACAAACAAAAGAAAAGAGGGAGACAGGGUAGACAGAGAUGGAGGAGCCCUGGAAGAGGUUUUCAAUUACGCAGCAAGACCAUGAUGUCUUCAUCGUCUAACGUUUUCCUAAAGCGCAAGGCGAUCCAAGCUGGCGUAACGUUAAUUGGACUGCCAUGAUGAUGAAGAAAGAGAGGGCAGCAUGGGAAUAGCGACACAACCGUCUCAGCUUCCCUUCUCCUACCUCAGCCCAACCAAGGUCCUUACGAGGCCGCAGCCCGGGCCUAAUUCGCCGACGACGUCUAUGUCCCAAGGCUUCCACCAAGGCAUCUUCAGCUUCUCCGAGGGCUUCGAUCGCUCUGCAAACCAGGAGCAGCAGCAUCACCACAUCGCGCAGCAAAGCAGGAGGGACAAGCUAAGGGUGCAAGGGUUCGAUGCCGCCGGACCCCCGCUAGUCCCGAUCGAGGAGCAAGGAGGGGAGCCAAGCAUCUACGAAUCCGCCGCUGUCGGUGCCGGCAACAUGUUGUCAGACAUGUUCAGUUUCCCGGCGCACGGACCAACGCCAAUCGACCUGCAUGCCAACCAGAUCUCGGGUAGUUAUCAUCUCCCGCCGAGGCAAACGGCCGUGACCGGCUUUUCCGGGGACUGGUACGGGCCGAACCGACAAGGGAACCAGCAGCAGCAUCAGGUGACGGGUUUGAACACCGAUCCAGCUGCUGCGAUGCAGCUAUUUCUCAUGAAUCCUCCACCGCAGCCGCCAUCACAGCAGCAGCAUCCAAGGUCUCCAUCUCCACCUCCACCUCCACCAGCUGCUGCCCCAACUCUCCACCAGCAACACCAUCCUCAUCAAGCCUUUCAAUCCUUUGGCGAGACUCCCUUUGGUGGGAGACUGGUAGAAGGCCAAGGGCUGUCGUUAUCGCUCUCUUCAUCUCUGCAGCACUUGGAGAUGGCCAAAGCUGAUGAUCUAAGAGUUAGAGAAGGUGGGUUGUACUUCAGCAACCAGCAGCAGCACCCUACGUUACAUUUGCAAGGCCAUGUUCAUGGCCAUGGUCAGCAGUUCCACAUGGGCUAUACCGGCACGGGUAUGGUGAGUGUAUUGAGGAACUCCAAGUAUGCAAAGGCGGCGCAGGAGCUACUGGAGGAGUUCUGCAGCGUGAUGAGCGGGCAAUCGAAAGGGAGUAGGGUAGGGAGGCACCGCGUCGGGUCAUCCAACAUUAACCGUAACCCUAGUAGCGGCGGCGGCGGCGUUGGAGGUGCGUCUGGUACGGCCGCUGCAUCUACCUCCUCUUCCAAGGAUGUCCCUCCCUUGUCUCCCGCUGACAGAUUUGAGCACCAGAGAAAGAAAACCAAGCUCAUCUCCAUGCUUGACGAGGUCGACAGAAGAUACAGCCACUACUGCGAUCAAAUGCAGAUGGUGGUGAAUUCCUUCGACUCGGUGAUGGGGUUUGGAGCUGCAACGCCCUACACAGCUCUAGCGCAGAAGGCUAUGUCGCGGCACUUCCGGUGCCUCAAGGAUGCAAUCGUCGCACAACUGAAGCAGACAUGCGAACUCCUAGGCGACAGAGAAGGUGCGAGCAGCUCGGGGAUCACCAAGGGAGACACCCCCAGGCUCCGGAUGCUCGACCAGAGCUUGCGGCAGCAGCAGGCCUUCAGUCAGAUGGGAAUGAUGGAGCAGGAAGCCUGGAGGCCUCAGCGCGGAUUGCCGGAGCGCUCCGUCAGCAUCCUGAGGGGUUGGCUCUUCGAGCACUUCCUUCACCCGUAUCCCAGUGAUGCAGAUAAGCAUUUGUUGGCGAGGCAGACAGGUUUAUCCAGAAAUCAGGUUUCCAACUGGUUCAUCAAUGCAAGGGUGAGGCUAUGGAAGCCAAUGGUGGAGGAGAUGUACCUGCAGGAGUCCAAGGAGGAGGAGGAGGGAACUGAGAAAGAAACAAACCAACAAAGAGCGCCAUCACCAAUGCAACAGCAGCAACAAAGCCAGAGACUGGGAACCAAUGCGGCGUCCGAGAGUGACGCCUCUCCCAGCACAUCCUCCAUCAGCCACCGCAAUCAUCGGUUCGCCUCCUCCUCCGACAACCCACCGCCGGGUCUGGGUGCGGCCCACCAGCCAAGCAGCGGAGUCGAUGACAGUGUCCUUGUCGGUGUAGGACAAAUCGGCGACGUGUACCGCUACUACGGGGCUGCCGCCACCUCUGAACUGGGCCCGGCUGCGCGAAUGCGACUGGGGGCCGCCGGAGACGUGUCGCUCACGCUCGGGCUACGGCAUGCCGGCGGCGGUACGUCCGAGAAGAGCCGGUUCUCAGUUAGGGACUUGGGCGGCUGUUAACACGAUCCAAAGCAAGUAUAAGAUUAGAUAAGAAGAUCCUACCUAGUUUUCAGCUUCUUGGACUGGACAAUUAGUGCAACAAAUAUAUAGCAAGAACAUAGAAAUCUAUGGUAUAGAAUUGUAUUGCAGGUUUUCCUCUCUUCCUUUCUCUUUGUAUACCUAUGAACACAUAUCGGUGUUGGGGGAUGAUUACAGGAAUACUGAUUGGUGA